UAGCAAGAGCCGGAUUUGGAAUCGUGAAUCAUAAAUUUAUAAACAUGGACAAAAUAGGAUAUUCUGCAAAAUAUAUAGAGAUCUAGAAGGUUGAGAUGUUUACAUGCAUGAUCAUAUAUUAGAACAACCGCCAAGAUGAGCAAACUACCGGGUCUCAAACCACCAUCAAAGAUCAGCAAGCCAUCAGGUAUACCCAAGACAGGGAUUCCUGGUACAGCCUCCUCCAGCAAAUCUACAAUCGCUGCAAGAGGACUCGGACAAGAUGUGGAGAGCACACCAGCAAAGAGAGGUCCUGAGCCAAAUUCUGGGGGAGACGACAUAAUCAUUGGAGACAGAGUAUGGGUUGGAGGAACUAAGCCAGGACAUAUCGCUUAUAUCGGAGAGACGCAGUUUGCCCCUGGUGACUGGGCAGGCGUUGUUCUUGACGAACCUGUAGGAAAGAAUGACGGUAGCGUUGCCGGUGUCAGAUACUUUCAGUGUGAACCGAAACGUGGCGUCUUUUCAAAACUAGCCAAACUUUCUAAGGAGCCGCCAGAGUUACAACCGCCAGUCAUGCCUGUCACCCCCGUGAACCGCAUCAGUAUGGCUAAAUCCGGUGCUACCAACGGGAACGCCUCAAAAAUGACGGCACCGAAAUCAGGCCUUGCUCGGAGAACUUCAACAGGGUCCUCUACCAAUUUAUCCAAAACAUCUCCAGCGGGGUCCAUGACUAAUUUACAUGCAGACACUGCUAAAAUGAAAGCUGGUGACCGUGUUUUAGUGAGUGGUUCAAAAGCUGGAAUUCUGCGCUUUAUAGGCGGGACAGAGUUUGCCAAAGGAGAAUGGGCUGGUGUCGAGCUGGAUGAGCCGCUAGGGAAGAAUGAUGGUGCUGUUGCAGGGAAAAGAUAUUUCAGUUGCAAGCCCCUGUUUGGCUUAUUCGCACCAAUCCACAAAGUCGCCCGGGUCUCUGGAGGAGGUGAUACAUCAACCCGGCGUUCCUCCAUCAGUAAACUGACCGGUCUGUCGAGUCUCUCGCGCGAGCGAAGCGGCAGUCAGGACUCUGUGAGCUCCAUCAGCUCCACGGCCUCGAGUCUGUCCCGUAGUAGGGUAAGAUUGGGAGUCACGUCACUGAAUAGCCAGCAGAAGACAAAAGUCAAAUCAUAUCAUGACGAUUUGUCGUCACUGCCAAGUCGAACCGUUAAAAGCAAUUCCCCAGCCAACAAGACUCCGGGGUCAAGUCAGCGUCCAAGCUCACUGAACUUGAGCGCAACCACAUCGGCCCUUCAGCGUAAGACCUCUAGAUCAAAAUCAUCGACCCUUGAUGAUCUGUCCGAGAUAUGGAAGGCCCUCAAAGAGAAGGAGGAACACAUUGAACAGCUCCUGCGGGAGCGUGACAUGGAAAGAUCGGAGGUGGCCAGAGCAGCAGCCCAGGUCGAUGAAGCCGAGAACCAGUUACUUACCCUGAGGAACGAACAUGAGAAAUACAUGGAAGAAAAUGAUGAGAGCAUGACCAAGCUGAAGACCUUGAUUACGAAACUGGAGAAAGAGAAGGUGGAUAUUUACUCACAGAUGGAGGAGGAGAAAAGGAAAGUUGAAGAUCUUCAGUUCAGAAUGGAGGAAGAGGAGAUAAACAAAGAUGACUUGACUUCGAAAAUGGAGGAUGAAUCUUCAAAAAUAGCGUCUUUUGAAAAAGCUUUGAAAGAAGAACGGGCAAAAAAUAAGGCCCUUGAUGAUAAGGUUAAGACGCUAAAGGAAUUAUAUGAAAAGAACAAGGUUGAGCAUCGCGAUGCUGAAGAUUCCGCCGUGGCCUACCUCGACCAGAUUGAAGAGCUCACUCAUAAACUCUCUCAGGCUGAGAACAAGAUCAAGGUGUUUGAAGAGACCAAGAGUCAAGUUGGUGCAAAGGCGGGUCAGCUGUCUGAAGCCAUCAACGAGAAGAAUGCGAAGAUCAGUGAUUUGGAGCAGAUGCUACAUAAUAAAACUAAAGAUAUGAAGAGCACGGAGGCCAAACUGAAUGGAUUGACGGAGGAGCUUCAAGAAGCAAAGAGAAAGAGUAAAAAGCAACAGGAUAAUAUCGAUGACCUGAUGGUGAAGCUUGCUAAGAAUGACAGCAAUGCCAACAACCUGAACACAGAGAUGCAGACUCUCAGGUCGCAGGUCUCAGAUCUCCAGAGACAACUUGAGGCCAGUGAAGCCAAGUCUGAGCAACUCUCAAAUGACAAGGCCAAGUUGGAAAAUCAAAUAGCCGAGCUGAUGAAAAAUUCAGGUGAUAGCUCCCAGCAGCUGUCCCUGAUGAAUGAACAGCUACGAGAAAGAGAUAGAAAAUUGGAGGAAAUACAAGACGACUUGUUGAGCUCUUCUCAAACAAUAGCUAGAUUAUCAGAACAGUAUGAACAAUUACGGGAGAAGGCGGGGAGUGAAAUGGAUUUAAUUUUAUUGAAACAUCAAGAGGAUUUUAAGAUCCAGCAGGAGAAAUUUAAUGACUUACAAAAUGACCUUGAUACAGCCAAUGCCAAAAUGACCAAACUUACUAAGAGCCACAAACAGGAGAUUGACGAUGUAAUUACCGAAAAAGACAAGGAAGUAAACCAAAUGAAAUUAAAAUUAUCAAGCAAUUCAGACAGUGAGAGGAAAUUACUGGAGGUGGUGGAGACUGCACGACAGAAGGAACUUGCCCUGGCCACAGAGAGGGAUAAUGUUAAGUUUGAUAAGGAAAAAUUGGAAAAGCUUGUAAAGAAACUUGAACAAGAGAAAGAUGCUCUUGAGGAGGAGAAAUCUAAGGUUGAGUUUGAACGGGAUGAGCUUGAACUGGAAAAGAAGGAAGCCUCGUCAGAGAAGGGAUCAGCCGCAGAGAAAGUGACGCAGCUGACGGUCGAGAAGCAACAACUGGUCCUGGAGAAGGAACAGCUUGUGAAGGCUCGCGACACCCUGAAGGGUGAGAAGGAAGCCAUUCAGAAAGAGAAGGAGGAUAUAAUGAAGGAGAAAUAUGUGAGUCAAGCUAGUCUGGAGGAGAGGAACACCAGGGUAAAGGAUUUAGAAAAUGAAGUUGGUAAAUUGAAACAGGAGUCCAACAACCAGCUGAAGACUUUGGAUCAGAUGCGGAGUGAGCUAGGAAAUGUUGCAGUCUUUAGGGAUAAAUUUGAGGAACUUAAACAGAAGAUGGAGGACCUCCAGUUCCAGCACCAAGAAUCAGAGAUAGAACAAGAAAGUCUUCUCGCAGAGAUUAACAGACUCAAACACAUAGAGGAGGAUAAGAUCUCGCUCGAGAAACAGCAGACAGCCCUGAGGAAACAGAUUGAGGAGAUGACAUCAAAAAUCAGAGGUACAAUGGAAGGUUUCGAAGCUGAGCGUGCCUCCAUGCAGACGUCGCUCGAGACGACAACAAAGCUACUGAAACAACGGGAGAAGGAGCUGGAGAAGCAGAGAUCAGAGAUCAACAACCUCCAGACCGAGACAUCGCGUGCUAAUACCUACCGCCAGACGGCCCAGAACUAUGAGAAAGACAAUAAAAAUCUCAAAGACCGUUUAUCCCAGCUUGAGAAAACCCUAGCAGAGUCCAAAGCCAAUGCCAACAUUGCUUCCAAUGUGAAUACGAGGGAUACUGUUGUAGCCAAACUGCAGGAUGAUAAAGUUAAUGCAGAAGGACAAGUAGCGUUCCUCAAUUCAGUUAUUGUAGAUAUCCAAAGGAAGAAUGAGGACCUCCAGGCACGAUUGCAGGCAAUGGAAUCUGGGGUGUUGAAUGGCUCCGAUCUUGGUGAGAGCCCUCCCCUGCGUCACUCUGCCCCACGCCUUUUUUGUGAUAUCUGUGAUGUGUUUGAUCUCCAUGACACUGAGGAUUGCCCGAAGCAGACGAUGUCUGAUUAUGAGACACCAGAACCACACCAUCCUGGAGUCAGGGGUGAAGAACGACCUUACUGUGAUAUCUGUGAAAGUAAAACAUACUGAUAAGUUGUAAUAGUGUUUGGACAUUGGACGGCCGAUUGUGACGAUGAGCAGACGUUCUGAGUAGAGGAGUAAACUCUAUUGAACAUUAUGUAUUCACAACAGCCUCUGGAAAUCAGCGAGGUAGAACUAUUAUCAGCUGUGACCACGUCUUCAAUCAGAAUGUUCACGGAAUAUUUCCCGAUGAUGUCCAAGUGCAACUCGGUCAUGUGGAAAACCUUGAUUAACAAUUCAGAUAUAACGGAACGUCUCACAUUGACAAUAUCAAUGACACUGUCUCGUAAAUUCUUUUAAAAUCCAGUCUUCAUUGGAUUUGUGAACUGCCAGUGUAGCUCGCAGUUCUUGUGAGCUACCCAUGUUAGCUUGCAGGUCGAAUGCAGCUUGGGUCUAUGCAAGAUAUGUGCGUUUAGCCCUUGUGAGCACUGAAGUAAUGGUUAGAUAGAGGACUGGUAACAUUUCAUUAUGAACUACUGCCAGAAAAAAAUUUUACUUUUAAACCUUUGGUUUUACUUAUUAUAGAUAUGGCUUUGAGAUUCGAAGGAAAUUUUCCACUUGAUAUCUUCCAGAAUUUUCUAUGAGAUUCAUUAUACUUGGGUAUUUGGAUCUGAUUUCUUAUGUCUUCUUCAAGUUAUGGAUUACCUAACCUUUCCUGUUUGUCUUGCUCAAGUUUCUAUUUCGUAAGAUUUAUAUUCUCCAUGCUCAUGCGUCAUUAUCUGUCCAGUUGUCUCGACGAGUCCUCACUGUAUUUCCUCAACAAGUCAAAAACCAAGUGUUGGAACUCUUGCCCUCAUGAUAACUUACAAAAAGGAACACAAACUCUGGCAAAUGGUUACCGUUUAUGACAACAGUACACGGUCAUUGUCUUUCAAGUUUAAUAGUAGUUCAGCGUCUAUGGUCCUGUGUGUGGCUUUUGUCAGUAAAGUCUGUCUAUUGGGAUUUCAUGAAAAUAUCGUGGCGAAUUUAAAUAUAUGGUUGUUAGAGGGUCUCUGGCUUUGUGUGGUGCAGUGUUAUGACUCACAGUUGUUCUAUCAAUUACACCAAGCCAGGGACUCUAAAAAUGUAGGUUGAUAAUUAAGGUCAUUUGUAUUGCAUGUGAACCAGUUACAUGUUGUUUAUGUCUAUGAAUGUGACUUCUCGUCUUCACUGUAUGCAAUGAUUAUGCAUGUUGAGGAAACCUAACUUGGACCCCACGAUACAGUUCAGAGCCUCUGAUAUGAAUUUAGCCCAAUUCACAUUUGAACUGGACAAAGCAGUGCAUGUGUGUACAUGUCAUGAGGUCAAUGCAGAAUCCUCAUGCUAUGAUCAAUGCAUAGAGGUUACAAGUCCUUGUCCCAGUUUGUGUAUUUGUGAUGUAAAUUUUUCCAUCUUUGCAAUCAUUUCAAUCAUUUCAAUGCAUGCAUCAUUCUAACUUUCAACCGUAUAGUCAUAUUCAUUUUGAAAAUAUUUAAGGGGAGCGUCAGCUUGCUUGUAUUUUUUCAAUUUUAUUGUAUAUUAGGGUCAGCAUUACCCAAAAUCUGCUUCUUAUUGUAAUUUUCUGUUCGAAUCGCUGAUAAAGAAGUACUUACCAGGCUAAUUGAACUACAUGUAAUCGGUCGCUCCUUCAAAUUGUCAGUGACUGCUAAGACAAUAGUGUCGCCAAUGUGACUGUUGCUAUAAAAAUGCCCUGGAAGCCCACUGCUCACAAGUGACUAGUGAUGACCAACAACAACUACUGGAUGCAAAUAGAUUUGGCUCCAGUAGCUGUUGACCCAGUCGCUGUCUUUGAUUAAGCCUCUGGUGUGGCAUGGUUCAAAAAGCUGCUCUUGUCGUUCUUCAACUAGCCUGUAAUAGUAUAGUCUAACUCAAAUUAUCAUCAGUUAAUUUUAAUGUAUAUAAUUAUUUAUUUAUUUAUUGUGCACCCUGCUGACAUUGCUUUUAACACUAGGUCACUGCAGUAAAUGCCAAUUUCUUUGCGAGCAUAAAGGUCUGUGCACUUCAUCACCAUGUUCAUUUGUCCUGGAGUUCCACAGGCGUGGGAUGUACAUAGGGAUGCAGUUGAGUAUUUGCCGAAUUCCAAUGCCUGUGGAAAACAGAAAUUGAUGAAGUGAAAAUGGCCGUGUGUGAAGGCUGUCAUUAUCUCAUCGAGGUAAUGGUAUUUGCAGUAGUUAUGUUAGAUUGUCAUGGGUGUUGGGGGAGACCUGCCACGUCACAACAAUAGUAGAAUGAAUAGAAUGCACAUAACCUUAGCCCUUGGACUGAGUCAGUGCAUGGGCUAAUUGCACAUCGCAUGGCAGAUCUCCUGUUAUCGAGGUUUGGGGUUGAGGUUAAUUCUUUUGAUAGAAUGAUAGGAUACUAUGCUUAACUUGUAAUUGUUCAUGCUGAAGUAACUCAGUUUGGUUUUUGGAGUUUCAACACUUGACAGACAUCGGUUGUUUUCAAUGAAAUUAUAAUAUAAGGUGGAUAUAUUGUUAAAGUAUUUUUUCUUAGGAAGUAACUUUUCUAGUCUGGUAUUGUUUUUGAGAGGAACUUGUUCAACCAAUUUGGCUGUCUGUCACGGUACCUGAUUCCCAACACCAAACUGAUUGAUAAAUUGUUAGUUAGUGCCUUUAAUGGAUUGUAGACUUAGAAGGUGGUCAGUGCGUUGGCCACUCAACCUCAUUAUCACUGCUUUAUUCCACUGCUAGACGAGCAUUUGAUACCAUGUUGUACAUAUUGUAUAUUUGUAUAAACUCAAUGUGUUUAUAGAUGAUCAACCUUUAUGUGUCGCCGAGGUUCAUAUUUUCCUGUUAUGUUGUGUAAUGCCAUCAUAAUAUGUAUGUAAAUCUGCUGACCACUUCAUUUCAUAUUGUGGUGGGUCAAAAUAAAGUGCUCAUUUUGGUAGAAAUA
Molecule: messenger RNA, 6786 nt
Organism: Lineus longissimus
Lineage: Eukaryota; Metazoa; Nemertea; Pilidiophora; Heteronemertea; Lineidae
Product: CAP-Gly domain-containing linker protein 1-like
Exons: 32
Coding region: 136-3924 (1262 amino acids)
Biological process (GO): cytoplasmic microtubule organization
Cellular component (GO): nucleus; cell cortex; microtubule plus-end
Molecular function (GO): microtubule plus-end binding
Source: RefSeq, a predicted model, not a curated record